Anas platyrhynchos (mallard) is the source of this 7879-nucleotide messenger RNA. It is a transcript of the gene CSE1L, whose product is annotated as chromosome segregation 1 like. Gene Ontology annotation, cellular component: cytosol; nuclear envelope. Gene Ontology annotation, biological process: protein import into nucleus; protein export from nucleus. The record is from RefSeq and is a predicted model, not a curated record. Lineage: Eukaryota; Metazoa; Chordata; Aves; Anseriformes; Anatidae. Gene Ontology annotation, molecular function: nuclear export signal receptor activity; small GTPase binding.
GCCAUCCCGGGCUGAGGCGCUGGGGCCGGGCAUCGGGGCCGGGCUGCCCAGGGCUCCCCUCAGCGCCCCGGCCCCGCCGCCGGCCUCCCCUCGGCCUCCUGCCGCGGGAGGGGAGGGGGCCGCGGAGGUGAUCUGUGGUGAUCGAUCCGUGUGGGAUCCCCGUGGCGGUGACCCGGCGGCCUGCCCCCGGCCUGCCCCCAGCCCGCCCCGCGCCCCUCAGGCGGGCCGUGCCCGGCGGCGGUGCCGGAGCAGCUCGCUGAGGCGCCUGGCAGCGCGGGGCCGGCCGCGCUUUGGGGGAAUUUAUUUUUAAUUUCCCCUUUGAGCUGUCUGCUGCCGGCCGGAGUGCCGCAGGGAAGCGGUGGGCGCCUGUGGGGGUUUCUGCAGGGGGAGUUUGCAACUUCCAACUUUCUCGUCUUCUGCGCCCUGCCCAGGGGACGCGGAGCGGCGCGCAGCGAGAAGCCUGGGGCUGCUGCGGUUCUGCCAAAAUGGAGUUGAGCGAUGCCAAUUUACAGACCUUAACUGAGUAUCUAAAGAAAACACUGGAUCCGGAUCCUGCUAUAAGGCGUCCUGCGGAAAAGUUUCUUGAGUCAGUUGAAGGAAGCCAGAAUUAUCCAUUGUUACUCUUAACGCUGCUGGAGAAAUCACAGGAAAAUGUCAUCAAAGUUUGUGCAUCUGUAACAUUCAAGAAUUACAUUAAGAGGAACUGGAGAAUUGUGGAGGAUGAACCGAACAAAAUCUGUGAAUCAGACAGGAUAGCCAUUAAAGCCAACAUAGUGCCCUUGAUGCUUAGCAGCCCAGAACAAAUACAAAAGCAGUUAAGUGAUGCUAUUAGUAUUAUUGGUCGGGAAGACUUCCCUCAGAAAUGGCCAGACUUGCUGACAGAAAUGGUGAAUCGUUUUCAAAGUGGAGAUUUCCAUGUCAUUAACGGGGUCCUUCGUACUGCUCACUCUUUAUUUAAAAGGUACCGCCAUGAAUUUAAGUCAAAUGCAUUAUGGACAGAGAUCAAACUUGUACUUGAUGCCUUUGCAUUGCCCUUGACAAACCUCUUUAAGGCAACUAUUGAACUUUGCAGCACACAUGCAAAUGAUGCUAGUGCUUUGAAGGUUCUAUUUUCUUCUCUCAUUCUAAUUGCGAAGCUGUUCUACAGUUUAAAUUUUCAGGAUCUUCCUGAGUUUUUUGAAGAUAACAUGGAAACAUGGAUGACAAAUUUUCAUACGCUUUUAACUUUAGAUAAUAAACUUUUGCAGACUGAUGAUGAAGAAGAAGCUGGGUUACUGGAGCUCUUGAAAUCACAAAUUUGUGAUAAUGCUGCUUUAUAUGCUCAAAAAUAUGAUGAAGAAUUCCAACCCUACCUGCCACGUUUUGUAACAGCGAUCUGGAAUCUGUUAGUCACAACAGGCCAGGAAGUGAAAUAUGACUUGUUGGUUAGCAAUGCAAUCCAGUUUCUGGCCUCAGUUUGUGAAAGACCACAUUACAAGCAUCUCUUUGAAGACCAGAAUACAUUGACAAGUAUCUGUGAAAAAGUUAUUGUUCCUAAUAUGGAAUUUAGAGCUGCUGAUGAAGAAGCAUUUGAAGAUAAUUCUGAAGAAUAUAUAAGAAGGGAUUUGGAAGGAUCUGAUAUUGACACCAGACGCAGAGCAGCUUGUGAUCUGGUCAGAGGCCUGUGCAAGUUUUUUGAGGGGCCUGUGACAGGGAUUUUUUCUGGAUACGUUAAUUCCAUGCUGCAGGAAUAUGCGAAGAAUCCAUCUGUUAACUGGAAGCACAAAGAUGCAGCUAUUUACCUUGUCACGUCUUUGGCAUCCAAAGCUCAGACACAGAAGCAUGGAAUAACACAAGCUAAUGAACUUGUUAAUCUGACCGAAUUCUUUGUGAAUCACAUUCAACCUGACUUAAAGUCUCCUAGUGUGAAUGAAUUCCCUGUGCUAAAAGCUGAUGGUAUCAAAUAUAUCAUGAUUUUUAGGAGCCAAGUACCUAAGGAACAACUGUUGUUAUCUAUUCCUCUCUUAAUCAAUCAUCUUCAAGCAGAAAGUAUUGUGGUCCAUACUUAUGCAGCCCACGCUCUUGAAAGACUGUUUACCCUGAGAGGGACAAAUAAUAGUAUUCUUAUUACAGCUGCAGAAAUGGCACCAUUUGUAGAAGUGCUGCUAACAAACCUGUUUAAAGCACUAACGCUUCCUGGCUCUUCUGAAAAUGAAUACAUUAUGAAAGCAAUCAUGCGGAGUUUUUCUCUGCUGCAGGAAUCGAUAAUUCCCUACAUCCCUUCUGUCAUCACACAGCUUACACAGAAACUGCUGGCUGUCAGUAAGAAUCCAAGCAAACCUCACUUUAACCAUUACAUGUUUGAAUCAAUAUGCUUGUCAAUAAGGAUAACGUGCAAAGCAAACCCUGAUGCAGUUGGCAGCUUUGAAGAGGCUUUGUUUAUGGUGUUCACUGAGAUACUACAGAAUGAUGUGCAAGAGUUCAUUCCAUAUGUGUUUCAAGUGAUGUCCCUACUUCUGGAGAUGCAUAAAAAUGAAAUCCCAUCAUCCUAUAUGGCAUUAUUUCCUCAUCUACUUCAGCCAGUGUUGUGGGAAAGGACAGGAAAUAUUCCACCUUUGGUCCGACUCCUGCAGGCUUAUUUAGAGCGGGGUGCCAACACAAUAGCAAGUGCUGCUGCUGACAAAAUUCCUGGAUUGUUAGGUGUGUUUCAGAAGUUGAUUGCCUCUAAAGCUAAUGACCAUCAAGGAUUCUACCUUCUAAAUAGUAUUAUAGAGCACAUGCCUCCUGAAUCAGUUGACCAGUACAGGAAACAGAUCUUCAUUCUACUCUUCCAAAGACUUCAAAACUCCAAAACAACAAAAUUUAUUAAAAGUUUCCUAGUCUUCAUUAACUUGUACUGCAUAAAAUAUGGGGCAUUAGCUCUUCAAGAAAUAUUUGACAGCAUACAGCCCAAGAUGUUUGGAAUGGUUUUGGAGAAAAUUAUAAUUCCUGAAAUACAGAAAGUAUCCGGACAAGUUGAAAAGAAAAUCUGUGCUGUUGGCAUUACAAAAAUACUAACAGAAUGUCCUCCUAUGAUGGACACCGAGUACACCAAACUGUGGACUCCUUUGCUGCAGGCCCUCAUUGGGCUCUUUGAGCUGCCUGAGGAUGACACUAUCCCUGACGAAGAACACUUCAUUGACAUAGAAGAUACUCCAGGAUAUCAGACUGCGUUCUCUCAGCUAGCCUUUGCUGGGAAAAAAGAGCACGAUCCUGUAGGUCAAAUGGUGAACAAUCCUAGAAUCCAUCUGGCACAGUCUCUUCACAAACUGUCUACUGCGUGCCCUGGCAGGGUUCCAUCAAUGCUGAGUACUAGUCUGAAUGCAGAAGCGUUGCAGUAUCUCCAAGGAUACCUCCAAGCUGCAAGUGUGACACUGCUCUGAAUUGCAUAAAUUUCACAAGCAAGAUCAAAAGCUGUUUUGUUAUACAGAAGGUUGACACUGACUUUUUUUUUUUAUAGUGGAGCUCCGACAAAAUGAAAUGCUACUUGAAAAUGUAUUGCAGAAUCCAUCUUGUAAAAGAUAAAUGCAGCUUUAAGCAGCAAUUGAAAGAAUUUGGUGGUGUGUGUAAUGAUAGAUAAAUGGUGGCUAACUUCCAUUCCCAGUUUAAUUGCAAAGGGAAUAGUCAUAGCAGUUUGUUAUGGGGUUGAUUUGAAAUCUGCAUCUGCAGUAUUUGGGUAACAUUUGGAAAUGUAUGGAGAGCACUGGCUGUAGAAACUCCCUUCAAUCACUAAAAUUCCUUUUCAUUUUGAUGUUGUCCUUUGUAUUUCUUUUGUCUUUCCUUAAACUUUAUCUAAAUUGUGAAUAAAUAAGAAGUACUUGUUUAAAAUGCCUGUCACUGUGCGCUUACUGUUUUAGAAGAAUGUAGCUGGUUUAAAAAAAAUAAAGGUAGUGUUUUAAUCUUAGGAUAGAAUAUAAGAUAGUGGGACUGUAGGGAUUUUUCUUUACCUUUAGUAAUAGCUUAAAUACAUUGUAGGGUCAUGCAGAGCAAAUCUAAAACUUUGGCAGAAGAUCCAAAGCUGCUAUUACUGUUUUGAUAUUCAUCAACAGGUGCACCCCUUCUCUUCGGACAAGACAUGUCAGAGUCAUGCGGUCAAAGCAUGUAAUGGUACCCUCUUAGAGCAAACAUCAGUUUCCCAAGUGGAUUUUUAGUGAUGUAUUAUUACAAGUGAAGCAGUGAUUUUUUUUCUGUUUAACUAGGAUGUUCUCCCUGUCUUAAUGAAUAUGCUGAUUACGUGUGAUAGCCUUGAAUUCUAAGUGCAUCAGUUUACAUUACAGUUAUGGUUGCGUAAAAGAGACUGGAUAAGUGCCUGAGCCUUACUGAGUUCUCAGAUGGCCUGGACACCAAACUGCUAAACUGUAGGCUGUUAGAGCACGAGUACUGCAGGGAUAUAGAUAAAUUCAGUUGUAGAGACUGAAGAACUCUGAGUAAGAGCAAAGUGUCAGACUUACAUGAUACUAAGCAUUGUUACACAUGGCAGAUGUUGGUUUGGUUUUGUUCUAAGUUACUUGACCACAGAGAUGCUGCAUAUUACUUGAAUCAUUCUGGGGUUUUGGGGUUUUACUGUUACAAUGCUUGUUGAAGCUGAGCAUUGCAUCAAGAAAAGUUACUGAAUUUACUGAAGGUAAAACACAAGGCAAAAUCAGCUGUCAUUUUUUCAGUUCUUUAAGAACUUUAUCUGUGGCUGCCAUGCAUAAAUGCAUGCUGGUCAUAUCUCUUAAUGUGUGAAGAAAUGAGUUACUUGUCAGACAAUGGAAACUGCUUAAGUGCCUAAAAAUGUAUUAAAAAAAGUCAGCAUCAACAUGUUUUCUUGACUCUGGUGCAGUGUCAGACCCUCUUUGUUCAUAGGUGUGAAGUGAAAGCAGUACUCAAGAGUGAAAUAAUACAGUGGUGAUCGUGAAAAGCAUUUGCCUUAAUGCUGAUGAGACUGUGUGUGUUGCAAGUUUGCAGAACCACCUUGUAGAAUAGAUUUGCUAGACAGGCUGAAACCACAGGGGAGAUGCGUGUGAUGUUUGUGAGCUACUGAAUGCCUACCUCGAAUGUCAGUGUUAACUGAGCUGUGGUCGUUCAUAACCUGCAAGCCAAAAAGCUACUCAGAUCACUGCCUGCUCUACAACUUCAUCUUUCUCUUGGAUAAGCGGGAGAACAAUUUUUUUGGUUUUAAUGUCAACAUCAGAGGAUCAAAAUUAAAUUGGUAGUGGUGGUGUUCAUGUAACAGUAAUUUGACAUGCUACCUUUGCAUCUAGUCAAGUAGACAGCCGAUGUAUGUGUGAUAACCUUAUGUUAGAAUGGGGCUCGUUGUAUUAGAUCAUCGUAGUUCUGCAAUUCUGAACAAGAUUUCUUUAGGGGACAGAUUGCUGAGGUAUAUGAAGUGAGUGAACAAAUGUUUCUUACCAGUACUGAACAUAGAUGGAUCUGGACAAGACUUACUGCACCAAGCCAGAACCUUUUUGAGAGGCAACCAAGGAAAUGGGCUCUUUUGAAUGGAAGUUUAUCAGUGAAUCUUAUCUUCACUAUCUUGCACUUCCUGCAAGGCAUGACUCUAUUGUUGAACAGACACUGCGUGUGAAUAAGUGCCUAAGUGACUUCAGAUCAAUAAAUAGUAGUGGCAUAACUGUCCUUCAGUUCACUCACUGUUUAGUAUCUUGGACUUUGUUGACACGGCUGUGGCCAUGGCACUGUUAGCGAUGUUAUUUAGUCCUGAUGUAUUUGGCAGAUUCUAUAAGGCAUGUGAGUGUUUGUAUAGAGCACUUACCCUUCCAGGGAAAUUAAAAUUUCAACUGUAGUGCCAGCAAGAAAAUGCAUUUGUGCUUCAGAGUACAGGCAAAUGUUAUUGGCAGGUGCCCUCAUCUUUAUUCAGGGUUAUUGCUGUUUCUGACACCUCCAAUCCUCAAUCUUCAGGAGACAGUUAUGUUCCUGAAUUUAUCUAACCAGAUUUAUCUGCUAAUUUGAACGAAAACCGAUGCAAGCAAUGUGGUAACAGUUUCCACAGGAUAGCUGAACUUCUUGAAGCCACCCUUCAGUGUAUUCUUUGUUACACAGUUGGGCCAGUUUUUCCUUUAGAAAGCUCAGACUGGAAACACCUGCUGUCACCUUGAUCUUCCUAGGACCUGUGAGCAUCUAAUUCAGGUUCAAACAAUUAACUCCUGCACAUCACCUGAGAUCCUCUUCUGAAAGUAAAGAGACACUUCUCCCUUGCAAUUGAUAAUGGUAGAAGUUUUUAUUCAUAUUCAAAGGAAAAGGGAUUACUUGCUCCAUUUUGAACACGAAAUAUGUAAAGGGACAUCUGUUUCAGGAUCUUUAGAACCCACAGAAUUCUCACCUACUGUCCUUAAUCCUACUGACUCAUGGUGAUGUGUUUCUAAAUAAUAUUCUGAGUCUUCUAUAAUGGAAAAAAAAAAGUGUUAUACUUGGUUUCAAAAACAACAAACAACCUUCAAGAUCAACUAAUGUUUGGUCUUGUUUUCAUGGGUUGUGAUGAACCAUGAGGUUACCAGCAUUCCUGUAAUGGUGGCAGCAUGUACUAAAGCAAAGUCCUAUUUCUUUGUCUCUUCAUAUAAACGUGUGCAAAUAUAGGAGUCAUCCUCUCAGCGAGGCAGGCAUUUCAUUCUAAAAAUUAAAUGAGGCCAGAGCAUAUUCUUUCAGUCAUUCUGACUUGUGCUUUCAGAAAACUUGGUUUUCUUUAGGCGCUCAGUAGCUUGCUUGAAGGUGCCUUCCAUGGAGAUGUACUUCUUUGACUGUUAAAUGUACUUCUGUACUCAUUCCACAAGCUUUCAGCAAGAACAGCUUUCCUGUAAUAUUGUCAAGGACGGGCCAGACUAAAGCUGUCAGAGCAUGUCUUUAUACUGUCUUUUGCGAGGACAAAAUAACCACAAGGCACUGUGUGAGACUCCAGCUCAGCUGUUCACAGCAAUCUAUUUGUUUACAGUUCUUCACCCUUCCCUGAAGUUCGCUCAUUCUUGUAAAAGAAGAGUGAUCUGUAUCUGUCCUGAGGCUGCAUACUUCAUGCUGUCAAAAGUGCUGCUAAAACGCUGGUGAAUCAAUUUGAAAACAUUUUGACAAAACUUUAAAGGUGCAUUUCCUGCAGUGCAGCGUAUAUACGCCUGCACUAGCUUGGAUAAUAAAACCAGUCUGGCUGUAACAGUACAGAGGUUCAGGCAUCCAGCUGUAUCUGGUGGAGUAAAUUGUUUCACCUGACAAACCACGCUGCCUCUGCCAGGUGGCACACACUAUUCAUGGAGUGCUGGUGUGGGUGCAGCUGUGCACCAUGCUCCAAAAUGGCAUGUCAGUUUUCUUGUUCCAAAGCUCCUGAUGUCAAACCUUUAUUAUUGUCUUAAAACACCAUAAUCUUUUCCUUUAUAGAAAUAACAGUAUUUUUUUUAAUAACUGUUAAGUGCUUUGUUGAUUCUAUCAGCCAAAAAGUAGGUCAGAGGAAAAAAAAAAAAAACUUGAAAAGCAGAAUAGAUACUUUAUUUUCCCUUGGCUUUCUACCCUUACUUAUUUAAAUGAAGCAAUUACUGCCUUUAAUUUAGAAGAAAUGUGAGGUAUUCUAGGGAUUACUGGCUAUAAUAGUACCAGCUAGUACGUAAAACCUUCGUGACUUCUGUUGACAGCUAGUUGCAACGUGACUAUAGGCCUAAGAGUUUUCUCUCAGAAGAAGUAGUGCAUGUAAGGUCAAAGCUUAUGCUGGACUUAACAUAUUGUAUUCAAGAUGAAGGAAAUGCUUUGUUACUGUGAAUAAGUGAAUCUUAAAGGAAUAGAAAGUGGAAAAAAUAUUUUGUUACAAAUGAGUCAGAAAAGUAGAAUGAAAGGGGUUUUAGCACAGCCAGUUCAGAUAUUUAGCUUCCUUGUAAAAAAAAAA